Molecule: messenger RNA, 3457 nt
Organism: Erythranthe guttata (spotted monkey flower)
Lineage: Eukaryota; Viridiplantae; Streptophyta; Magnoliopsida; Lamiales; Phrymaceae
Gene: RAN1
Product: copper-exporting ATPase / responsive-to-antagonist 1 / copper-transporting ATPase (RAN1)
Biological process (GO): monoatomic cation transport
Cellular component (GO): membrane
Molecular function (GO): copper ion binding; ATPase-coupled monoatomic cation transmembrane transporter activity; ATP binding
Source: RefSeq, a predicted model, not a curated record
CACCCACAGAUUUCUCUAAUUCUCUCUCUACAUAUAAAAUAUAUUAAUUAAUUAUUAAUUUCCUAUUGAUUGAUUAAAGUAUCAACGGACAAAUACAACUUCGCUGUUUUCUUGUUAGAGGCGGUCCAGGAGGAGGGGGUUUUACAAUUGCGCUGACGAUGACCGGCCUGCAGUUAACUGCCGUUGCCGGAAAAGGCUCGGGAGCAUCGGCGGAGGAUGCCGGAGAAGAGGAUAGGUUGUUGGGUGCGUACGACGAAGAAUAUUCUGCCGAUUUGCGGAGAAUUAAUGUCAGCGUGACCGGGAUGACGUGUGCGGCGUGCUCCAAUUCCGUAGAAUCGGCUCUCAUGAGCCUAAGCGGCGUUGUCAAAGCCUCCGUCGCUUUGCUUCAGAACAAGGCUGACGUCACCUUUGAUCCCGCCUUAGUAAAGGAUGAAGAUAUUAAAAAUGCAAUAGAAGAUGCUGGAUUCGACGCAGAAAUUCUACCUGAACCAAGUACAUCUCAUUCUAAACCAGGUGGGACCGUAAUAGGUCAGUUCACAAUUGGAGGAAUGACAUGUGCUGCUUGUGUAAAUUCCGUAGAAGGGAUUCUGAGAAAUUUACCAGGUGUAAGAAAAGCUGUAGUUGCCUUGGCCACAUCUUUAGGUGAGGUUGAGUAUGACCCAACUGCUAUCAAUAAGGAUGAUAUAGUCACUGCAAUCGAAGAUGCUGGUUUUGAAGCUUCAUUUGUACAGAGUAGUGAACAGGAUAAACUUGUGCUCGGCGUUACUGGGAUUUCUAGUGAAAUGGAUGCGCAGAUGUUAGAAGGAAAUCUUUGCACCUUCAAGGGUGUGAGGCAAUUUCAUUAUGAUCGAACAUCUAAAGAAUUAGCAAUUCAUUUUGAUCCUGAGCUCCUCGGUUCCAGAGCAUUAGUUGACAUGAUCGAAAGUAGCAGCUACGGAAAGCUAAAGUUACAUGUAAAGAACCCUUAUACCAGAAUGACUUCCAAGGAUCUAGAAGAGUCUUCAAAUAUGUUUCGGCUUUUUACGGCGAGCUUAUUUCUGAGUGUUCCGGUCAUUUUUAUGAAAGUCAUCUGUCCUCACAUACCUCUGUUAUAUUCUCUACUACUGCGGCGUUGUGGUCCAUUCCAAAUGGGUGAUUGGCUGAAUUGGGCAUUGGUAACUGUUGUUCAAUUUGUUAUCGGCAAACGUUUCUAUGUUGCAGCUAGCAGAGCACUCAGAAACGGUUCAACAAACAUGGAUGUCCUGGUGGUAUUGGGAACUUCAGCUUCAUAUUUCUAUUCUGUGUGUGCAUUACUAUAUGGUGCGAUGACUGGGUUCUGGUCCCCGACAUAUUUUGAAGCAAGUGCUAUGCUUAUCACGUUUGUACUUCUGGGUAAGUACUUGGAGAGUCUUGCAAAGGGGAAGACCUCGGAUGCUAUCAAGAAGCUCGUGGAGCUUGCUCCUGCUACUGCUAUAUUGAUUAUUAAAGACAAAGGUGGAAAAGUUACUGGAGAAAGAGAAAUUGAUGCUUUGUUGAUUCAGCCUGGUGAUAUAUUGAAAGUAAUCCCAGGGACAAAGGUUCCUGCUGAUGGCAUAGUUGUAAAUGGCUCAAGCUAUGUAGAUGAGAGUAUGGUUACUGGUGAAUCUGCUCCUGCUCUGAAAGAAGUCAAUUCUUCAGUUAUUGGAGGUACAAUAAACUUGCAUGGUUCGCUUCACGUACAAGUCAGCAAAGUAGGCUCUGACACGGUCUUAAGCCAAAUUAUAUCUCUGGUUGAGACUGCGCAGAUGUCUAAAGCUCCCAUUCAGAAGUUUGCCGACUUUAUUGCAAGCAUUUUUGUCCCUGUAGUAGUAACUUUGGGAUUCUUGACAUUGCUGGGAUGGUAUUUUGCCGGGGUUCUUGGAGGCUACCCUAAGGAGUGGCUGCCUGAAAAUGGCAAUUAUUUUGUCUUUUCCCUUAUGUUUGCAAUAUCAGUUGUUGUGAUUGCAUGUCCAUGCGCACUAGGAUUGGCCACCCCAACUGCUGUCAUGGUUGCAACAGGGGUUGGAGCUAACAAUGGUGUGCUUAUAAAAGGAGGAGAUGCAUUGGAGAAGGCACAGAAGGUCAAGUAUGUCAUAUUUGAUAAGACUGGAACAUUAACGCAGGGCAAAGCCACAGUCACCACUGCAAAAGUUUUUUCAGACAUGGAUCGUGGUGAAUUCCUAACAUUAGUUGCUUCAGCAGAGUCUAGUAGUGAACACCCAUUGGCCAAAGCAAUACUUGGAUAUGCCCGCCAUUUCCAUUUCUUUGAUGUGCCUUCUGCUAUAAAGGAUGCUCAAAUCCAAGGGCUGGAAUCUAAGUCCUCCGCGUGGCUUCUUGAUGUGUCGGAUUUUUCUGCUUUGCCUGGAGAAGGAGUACAGUGCUUUAUAGGCGGAAAUAAAAUUUUGGUUGGUAAUCGGAAGUUGAUGACUGAAAACCGUGUUGCUAUUCCGAACCAUGUGGAGAAUUUUGUUGUAGAGUUGGAAGAAAGUGCCAAGACUGGAGUACUUGUGGCCUGCAACAACGAUGUAAUUGGUGUUAUGGGAAUAGCAGAUCCACUAAAGAGAGAAGCUGCAGUUGUUAUUGAAGGCCUAAAAAAAAUGGGUGUCACCCCUGUCAUGGUUACUGGUGAUAAUUGGAGAACAGCCAAGGCUGUUGCAAAGGAGGUUGGGAUUACAGAUGUUAGAGCAGAAGUGAUGCCUUCGGGAAAAGCGGAUGUUAUUCGUUCGUUCCAGAAAGAUGGGAGUGUUGUGGCAAUGAUUGGAGACGGGAUUAACGAUUCACCAGCAUUGGCUGCAGCUGAUGUAGGUAUGGCGAUUGGGGCGGGGACAGACAUUGCUAUAGAAGCAGCGGACUAUGUGCUAAUGAGAAGCAACUUAGAAGAUGUCAUCACAGCUAUUGAUCUGUCGAGGAAGACUUUCUCGAGGAUUCGGUUGAAUUACAUCUUUGCCAGUGCUUACAAUAUUAUUGCAAUACCGGUUGCUGCUGGGGUUUUCUAUCCUUGGCUGAGAAUCAAGUUGCCGCCGUGGGUUGCUGGUGCGUGUAUGGCGUUGUCUUCUAUAACUGUUGUGUGCUCUUCUCUGCUUCUUAGGAGGUAUAGAAAACCCAGGCUUACCACUUUACUGGAAAUCACCGUUGAGUAGGAAUUAGACCGAUGUAAAAUGAAAAAGGAAAAAAAAAAAGAAAAGAAAAAAAUAACAGAGAGAAAAUGUAUGUUAGGGAUCAGUUUGGCUUCUUGGAAAGCCUAAUGGAGGAAUUCAUGAAGGGAUUGCUUGGGGUUUUUUUUAUCGGUCCUUGAUUAAAUUUCAGUAUUUCCUCCUCUAUAGUCUUGGAUUUGGUUAUAUUGUGAACAAGACGUGUGAUAUCUGUUGAAAUGUAAAUUUCAGUUGUUGUUGUACAGUAAUGGAGAAUUUUGUAUUAAUAUUGAAUAUGCUGUGCUGUCGUGAAAUAUAUAUCUGUUUCA